Messenger RNA from Sus scrofa (pig), 1346 nucleotides. NCBI's taxonomy places the organism in Eukaryota, Metazoa, Chordata, Mammalia, Artiodactyla, Suidae. The record is from RefSeq and is a predicted model, not a curated record.
UGCUGUGGCUGUGGCUGUGGCACAGGCCAGCAGCUCUAGCUCCAAUUCAACCCCUAGCCCUAGCCUGAGAACUGCAGAUGCAGCCCUAAAAAAGCAGGAAAAAAAAAAAAAAGUGGCCCAAGGCAGCAACUACCCCAUCUGGGGUCUAUCCAAGCCGGAAGCCCCUAGGCCCUGCUGGGGCAGCGCCAGCCACCCGCCCUCCCUCUAGGUUCCUGUACCCGCUGCCUCCUUUAAAAAUGCCCCAGGGCCACCAGCCACCAUCUGCCACCUGCCUGCCAGCCACCACCAUGCGCUUUCUUACCAGUCUGGCCCUGGCCCUGAUCGCCCUGGAGGCUGCCCUCGCACUGGCCCCAGCCCUCAAUCUGCCAGGGCUGGCCACGUGCCCAGAGCUCAGCUCCUCCUCCGAGGACCCCUGCGUAAUCUCCUGCGUCAACGAUGAGAGCUGUCCCCAAGGCACCAAGUGCUGCGCCAGGAGCCCCUGCAGCCGAUCCUGCACGGUCCCCCUCCUGGUGCCUGUCCCCAAGGCCGGCCGCUGCCCCUGGGUGCCGGCCCCGCUGGCCCCUGAGCUCUGCUUGGAGAAAAAUGAGUGCUCCAGGGACGACCAGUGUAGGGGCAACAAGAAGUGCUGCUUCAGCUCGUGUGCCAUGAGGUGUCUGGACCCUGACACAGGUAAGUUCCCAAGACCCCACUCCUGGGACACCGUUCUGGGCCACCGCCCUGGGAAUGGUGGACUUGGCUUCUCCCUUGGCCUCCCCUGAACUUGGUGGCCUCCACAGGGCCCCAAAGGCCAUGAUAUUCAACAGAGGGUGGGGGCUUAAGGGACAGCGUGACCCAGGCUGCACCAGCCACAGACUUCUGCAGGCCCCUGAUGUGGUCACUGGGAUACAGAGGGUCUCCGUCUAGCAGAGGGGGCUCAGAGGAGCCCUGACUUCCGGGUGGGACUUCCAGCCAGGCCCGCCUGCCACGCUUGUGCCUUUGCCACUCAAUCUGGGGAGGAGACCUGGGCUAGGAGCCCAGAGAUGCGGUUCCUGGAUAACCAGUCCCUGCCACCCUUGACCUUGCCGGCCCACCUACGGCAAUGAUGAGGGCCCAGGAGGGAUGGGUGUGGACGGCUCGCUGGCUUGCCCACACAGUCCCUCCCUCCCCGCCCCCACAUGGCUGGGCUCCACCUCCUCUGAGGCCUCCGUGUCCCCUACAGAGGCCCCUCUUCAGUGAGGGACAUCCCUGGGAGCCCCCGGCUGCAAGGAGUGACCAGCCCGAGUCCACUCAGCAAGAACCUUCUCUCUCGGAUCCAGAGACCACACGAUGCCUCCUAUCUGCUGCUAAUAAAAACCUACUCGGCUUCA